Scomber japonicus (chub mackerel) is the source of this 5448-nucleotide messenger RNA. It is a transcript of the gene nek1, whose product is annotated as NIMA-related kinase 1. Gene Ontology annotation, biological process: protein phosphorylation. NCBI's taxonomy places the organism in Eukaryota, Metazoa, Chordata, Actinopteri, Scombriformes, Scombridae. The record is from RefSeq and is a predicted model, not a curated record. The transcript is spliced from 35 exons. Gene Ontology annotation, molecular function: ATP binding; protein kinase activity.
CUGUGAGACAGCACCGCAAAAGACUAGCUAAUGGUAAGCCAAGUAUCGGCUAAAUGACCGUGUUUACAUGCUGUUAUAUAAAGAGUAAGAUUAAUUACAUGAUUAAUGGGUAAAUAAUGUAUCUAUGUUGUCCUACUGUAGUCUAGCUACAAUGUAACGGUAACAUUAGCUGUCUUGCUAUCGUCUGUGUUGUGUCUCAGCAUCUCAGCCCGUCUAGGAGCAGCUCCUUUUUCUGUCUGGCAGCAACCCCUUGAUGGAGCUGACGUUACUAACCAGCAUGAGGUGGCAGUCAAUCCGCUAACAUGGAAAAGUACGAAAAGGUGAAGAAAAUAGGGGAAGGUUCAUUUGGAAAAGCCAUCCUUGUGAAAUCCAAACAGGAUGGGCACCAAUACGUCAUCAAGGAGAUUGGCAUAUCUGGAAUGUCAAGUAAAGAGAGGCAGGAAUCUCGGAAAGAAGUUGCUGUUCUUGCCAACAUGAGUCAUCCCAACAUUGUGCAGUAUAAAGAAUCUUUUGAAGAGGGGGGAUGCCUGUAUAUUGUGAUGGAUUACUGUGAGGGUGGAGACCUCUUCAAGACGAUCAACUCUCAGAAAGGAGUACUGUUCUCAGAAGAGCAAAUCCUGGAUUGGUUUGUGCAGAUUUGCCUUGCACUAAAGCACGUCCAUGACAGAAAAAUCCUCCACAGAGACAUCAAAUCACAGAACAUAUUUUUGACCAAAGAUGGGACUGUACAGCUUGGGGACUUUGGAAUCGCAAGGGUGCUGAACAGCACUGUAGAACUGGCAAGAACAUGCAUAGGAACGCCAUAUUACCUUUCACCAGAGAUCUGUGAAAAUAAACCAUACAACAACAAAAGUGAUAUUUGGGCCUUAGGCUGUGUCCUUUAUGAAAUGUGCACUCUUAAGCAUGCAUUUGAGGCUGGCAAUAUGAAGAACCUAGUUCUGAAGAUCAUCCGUGGCUCAUACCCUCCAGUGUCUGUUCACUACUCCCAAGACCUGCGUUUUCUCUUGGCACAGCUGUUUAAGCGCAAUCCCAGAGAGAGACCGUCAGUCAGCAGCGUACUGGACAAACCCUUCCUCUCCUGUAGGAUACAGAGGUUCCUCUCGCCACAGGUGGAGAGCACAGUUAGUUGUCUUAGGAGAAAUGAAUAAAUUACAACACAUUCUUUCUUUUUCCUUUUCCCCCUUGUGUGACCAGCCAAGCGUCCUGCCCCUGGCUCCAUACCACUCGCUCCUGCCCAGAAGAUAACAAAACCAGCCACCAAAUAUGGAGUGCCUUUAACUGUGAGGAAGGUGUCAGAUGCAGCCAAAAAGCCCGCAGAGAGGAAACCAGCCAUCAAACAUAAACCGGCCCCUCUCCCAGCAGCCCCCCAGAGAAGAGUGAGUCAAGUGGAGGAAGAGAGGAAAAAAAAAGAGGAUGGCAUCAGGAAGAAAAGGAUGGAGCUGAUUGAGAAAGAAAGGAAACAGAGAGAGCAGAUGUUCCUGUUGAAAGCAGAGCAAAUGAAGAGAUAUGAAAAAGAAAAGAUUAAUCGAAUAAACCAAGCCAGAGAGCAAGGCUGGAAGCAUGUCUUGAGCUCUAGUGGAGGUAGUAGCCCAGAGAGAAAGUGUUUUGUAGGUGGAAAGAGGGGUGCAGGUGCUGGCCCUUGUCCUGUCUCAAGCUCCAUUCAUGGUCCCUCUUCAGCCCUGGUCCCAAGCAAAAGCCCAUAUGAACACUACCAUGCUGCUCUUGACCAAAUGUCUAAACCACACUCUAAAGAUGUCAGCAGGGAGGGACCCUCAGCAGGAGGAGACAGUUACAUGCGUGUACCGGCUGCUGCUGGCCCAGUGCUGCCCAAUGGCCCUUCUCGGCUCCUUAACUCUGAUGCAAUCAAGAGAGAGCUACAGAGGCUGCAGCACGUUUCCAAACAAGCCCACAUCAGUAGGCAGCGUAGUCACAUGGGUGGUGAACGGGCCUAUCAAGUCGAGGAGUUUUUACAGCGUAAGAGAGAAGCCAUGCUCAACAAAGUGCGUGCUGAGGGACAGCUGGGUACUCGGCAAAACUUGACAGCAGUCUAUGGAAGCCGGACUGGUACGAUUCGGUGCAGGAGACCCAACAAAGCCAACAAAGAGGAGGAGGAGUACUUGGCAAGACUGAGGCAGAUCCGCUUGCAGAACUUCAAUGAGCGUCAGCAGAUCAAAGCCCGACUCAGAGGAGAGAAGUAUGACAGUGAUGGCUCUGACAGCCAGGAGUCCAGCGAGGAGGCGGAACUCAGGAGGAAGAAGAUAGAGGCAUUAAAAGCCCAAGCAAAUGCGCGUGCUGCUGUACUGAAAGAGCAGCUGGAGAAGAAGAGGAGAGAAGCACAGGACAGAGAAAAGAGAGCUUGGGAGGAUCAUCUUGCAGCUCGGGGGGUGAAGGUUGGCAUAGCAGCAGGAAACAUAGCAGUGGCGGCAGCAGCAGCAGUAGCAGUAUCAACUACCUCUGACAGUCCUCUUCCACAGCCCAGUCCCUCUCAGCCAGACCCAGCUGCCAAAGCUCCGGCCCUGCCUGUACCUGAACCCUCCACCCCUGCUAUAUCCAUGACUGCUGCCCUGAAGAAUGUUGGAGCAAUUUCUUCACUAAAAGAGAACUUGCCAGAGCCAGAGACUGCUGUCGGCAUCCAGUGUGAGAAAAAGCAGAUUCUGCGCAGACUUAACCAGAACCUAAAAGCCCAGAGUCCAGUGGAGGAGGCGGAGGAGAUAUAUCCACCCACUGCAGAACCAAGUCCUGCUCCCCAGCAGACCCAGUCUGACACAGAGAAACGACCUUCUUCCAACGGAGACCGGAAGAAGUGGGAUGCAGCAGAACUGCCUGUACUUCCUGUGGCACAGCAAACACUAGAGGAAACUUGUGCGACCAUAACUACCAUCUCAGUGUCUCCAGAAGAAAGGCCGUCAUCUGGUGGAGACAGGAAGAAGUGGGAGGCAGGAGUUCCUCUUGUCCUCUCUGAGGCCCAACAAACUCUAGAGGACACAUGCAUUAGGACCAUUGAGCAAACAGUGGGUGAAGUUAUACAGAUGGGCGUGCUACAGGUCGAAGCUCCGAGGAAGGCGUGGGGAAUCAAUCCAGACUCUCAGGUACUGAGAGUACUUCAGGAGGCAGAAGUUCAGCCUCUCACCCAGCAGCUGGAGAAUGUCAGCAUCUGUGAGGAGGAGUUUUCCAGCCCUGAUAAGCCUGACCAGACGCUGACAGCUGAGGUGGUGAGGAUGCCUGAAGAACUGCCCUCUCAGCCCAGGCCGUCGACUGUGUUUCAGAGUCCAGAGGUUCAGAAGGAGAGUGCAGUUACGACGGACGCCUCAGUUCAGCAAAUGUCAGUGGUCAGUGCAGAUGAAAGAGUGACACUGCCAACCAACCUUACUGAGACUCAGGAUCCAGCAGACAUGGAGUCAGUGGUUUUGGAAGACAACCUUAAACAGGCUUCCCGUCCACCAACUGGUGUGCAGCAGGCAUGGGAGAAGGAAGCCCAACCGCCAAUGCCACCAGGGGGCAUCACAAGACCAGCAGGCACCAAGGAGGUUGAGAAGAGUGCAGAGAAACCAACAGAAUCAUCUGGAGUAGCACAGUGCGAGGAGCCCCUGUUUAUGAAAUUGUGUUCCCCGGCCCACCGACGCGCUGCUGCCCUUGCCAUUCUAUCAGCCCAGUCCUCCAUGGAUGAAUCAUCCUCCUCUCUGGCCUCUCGUUCCCGCUCCGUCUCACCUCUGCGCUCCAAACACCACAACGCCCUCCUCAUUGGUCUCUCCACGGGCAUGUUUGACGCCAACAAUCCUAAGAUGCUGCGGACAUGCUCUCUUCCAGACCUCAGUCGUAUCUUCAGCUCUCAGCAGGACUCUGCUGUGACUGCGGAGGCUAACGUCGCCCCGGACAACAACCUGGAAAUAGAGGACCUGGAUGAGGCAGCUAAAGAUGACGACCAGUCAGAGGCCGAGGAUGCAUAUGAGGAUGAAGACCUCCGGGACAUCAGAGCCUCCAUGGAGAGAUUGCUGCAAGAAGAGGGCGACUUAAUGAGGAGCCCUCCAGAGGUCGGAGCUGGAGACUUUAAUGGGAACCCUCCAGAGGGCGAAGAUCAAGAGCUUUUCAACAGGAUCGCAGCUGAGAUCGAGCAGGAAAACAAUCAGAUGGCUGUGGACGAUGACGACGAGGACGAAGACGAGGAGGAGGAAGAGGGCGAGGAGGAGGAGGAGGAGGAUGAUGAGGAUGAGGAAUGCUCUAAUGGGAGUCCUGGUGAUGAGGAAGCGGGGGAGUUGCUUAGCAAUGGUGUGGGAGAAGAGAACCACAGUAAUAACAGCCAGCUCAAUGAAGAGUGGCAUUCAGAUGGCAGUGGAGAAGAACAGGUGGGAGAGGCCGAGCAUCAUGACAGCAUCUUCAGUCGCCUGGAAGAGCUUCGCUUCAACCUGGAGCAGCAGAUGGGCUUUGAGAAGUUUAUUGAGGCCUACAAUAAAAUUAAGGCUAUACAUGAAGAUGAGGAUGAGAAUAUUGACCUGGGCUCCAGCUUGGUCUUGAGCAUUUUGGGAACUGAGCACCAGCAUCUCUAUCCAAACAUCCUUCAUCUAGUGAUGGCAGAUGGCGCAUACCAAGAAGAUAAUGAUGAAUAAUGUUUCGUGCAGUGGAGCUGCUGGCAGCUAUGACAAUCUGCUAGCUAUCUGAUGUCUUCCCAUGACGCACAUCAUCGGCAGAAGGAUCUAUGCAUGAAGUGUCGCAGCCAUGCAUCUAACAGUGUUUCAGGCACACUUGCAUGAUGAAUAGCUAGUACACUUGAGGCUGCUUUCCAUACUUUGACUAUCAGCACCUGACACUGUUUCCAUGCCGGUGUUCAUUCAAAAGUGCAUUACCAAGUAUGUGUUCUUAUUGAAAAAAAAAAAAAAGAAAAAAGUUUAACUUCAAAGUUCUGUUCAACGUUCAUGUCAGUGUCUGUAAAUGAUUGAAAACACGUGUUGUCUCGCUAAUUAAUAGCAUAUAAACCCUGUUGUGGUUCACUUAAAACUCCACAGUGGCAUUUGAUUUUCAGUGGGAAAAGAUCUGGUCCUCUCAGGUGCUCUCUUUCUAACUGUCACACCCUCAAACACAGCUUCAGUAGAUAAACCAGGUCACCCCAAAAACAAAUGUACCACGAGUACUCCUAACCGGUCGAACCUCCUUUUUUCUUACAACUCUUUACACCAAACAGGAAGUGAAAUAUUAUCUAAAACAUUUUCCACAUUUCUUACUGUUACAGUUAAUCCAAAGGGAAGAUUUUUGUGAGGCUGCUUUACGUUGCCAAGAUACUGUAGCAAGACUGUGGCAUUAGAGUGGUGGGUGGGAUGCAGUGGGCCAGGUCAGGCUUGUGUUCAAUGCAGAGAGUUGCAAUUAUGAUGUAAGCAAUGGUACAGAUAAGUUAACAAUAAGUCAUGUUUGAUAAUAAAAUGAAAAUUGUAAAUCUUUAUAUGAAUAAACACCUUU